Molecule: messenger RNA, 963 nt
Organism: Postia placenta MAD-698-R-SB12
Lineage: Eukaryota; Fungi; Basidiomycota; Agaricomycetes; Polyporales; Adustoporiaceae
Exons: 3
Coding region: 1-963 (320 amino acids)
Biological process (GO): mRNA splicing, via spliceosome
Cellular component (GO): RES complex; U2-type spliceosomal complex
Molecular function (GO): RNA binding
Source: RefSeq, a predicted model, not a curated record
AUGCCGGACGAAUCCCUGAAAGCUUACUUGGCGGCCAAAUAUAUGUCUGGUCCCAAGGCGGACGCCAUUCUCUCUCGCGCGUCCUCUAGCACAAUUAAGAAGAAGAAACGCAAGGCCGCUGGCUCCGGCCCUGUGAAGUCUGCAGGGGCGGCUUCGUCGAUGAUACAGGACGAUGACAUUUCUGGUUGGGACAAUGGUGCACGCGACGGUGAGGACGACGACAUUGAAGAGGCUGUGGUCGCUGCGGACCGUGGCUUCAAGAAACGGCAGCGAAUGGACGAGAGCUCUGGAUGGGCUACCUUGCGCGAAGGCGACGGCAUGAGGGAGAGCCCGCCUCCAGCUGCAGAUGAACAGCCCCAAGUGGUGGAAGAAGAGACGUCUACCUUCAAGGGUGGCCUCAUUACUUCUGCACAAUUGAAGAAGUCUCUCCCGCGCGAGAAGCCUGCGAAGCGGCCCGCUGAGAUCGAACGUCAAGAGCGCGAGGCCGCACAGGAGACCGUGUAUCGAGACUCUUCCGGGAGGAAGAUCGACCUUACUGUCGAGCGUGCUGAAGCAGCACGCAAGAAACGCGAACGGGAGGAGGAGGAGGCGCGAAAGAUGGAGUGGGGAAAAGGUCUUGUGCAAAGGGAGGAGGCUGAGAAGCGAAAGCGGGAAGAGGAAGCGAUGCGUACUCGCUCUUUCGCCCGAACACGAGAUGACGUAGACCUAAACGAGGAGCUGAAGGCACAAGAGCGGUGGGAUGAUCCUGCAGCUGCGUUCCUAACGAAAAAACGGUCCAAAGGCCCGAGGAAACCUGAAUAUUCGGGGCCACCCCCUCCACCUAAUCGCUUCGGUAUCAAACCAGGAUACAGGUGGGACGGAGUUGAUCGAGGCAAUGGCUGGGAGAAGAAACUCUUCCAGCGCCAGAACGAGAAGAGACGACGGGGGCUGGAAAGUUAUCAGUGGAGUGUAGACGAUAUGUGA